Microplitis mediator is the source of this 3687-nucleotide messenger RNA. RefSeq lists its product as uncharacterized. The transcript has 3 exons. The record is from RefSeq and is a predicted model, not a curated record. Lineage: Eukaryota; Metazoa; Arthropoda; Insecta; Hymenoptera; Braconidae. The coding region runs from base 1 to 3687 and encodes 1228 amino acids.
AUGGCGCGAUUAGUUGAUGCACUUCACGGUUUAGUGAAUUCUGUUGCACAAUCGUACAACGAUUUGCACUUAGAGUCAGUGAAUGAAGAACAUUGUCAGAGGUGCUAUCAGGUGUGUGUUGAGACAAUUGAAUACUUUAAGACUAUUUUGGCAGAUCCACAAUCAAGUGUUCAAAUUAAAAGAAGCGUUCAAGCCAGUAUUGUGCUUUUGUGCUGGUAUGGCGAUCAAUUUGCUCAACUCAGCGGCCUGGCUGCAGGUGGUGAUUUGAGAAUGCGUCAUCGACUCAUCAAGUGGCAAGAUCUCGAUAACGCUUUCGCCAAUAAUAUUCGAACUGGAUGUGUCACAAAUCUCUCUCACACCGAUUUGAGAGAAUUUUUAAACGAUUCACAAGACUUGGUGUUUGAGAAAAUCCAAGAAAUGUUGGGAGAUGUUGCUGGGGUGAAAAUCAACGUCGAACUUGUAUGUAAAUUCAGAAAUGAAAAAAUUAAUGACGUCGUUGAUGAAACUAAAUCAUUCAACACCACAAGUCGUGAAAUUACACCCACAACAUCUCUCGCUGAUUGGUAUGCUAAUCAUGUCAACGAGAACUUAUUAAAAAAGGUUGAAGAGUUCAAUCAAAAGGACUCGGGGUGGAGAUUACUUGAGAUCCAUAGCUUGGUUAUUACAAUGUCCAGAUAUACACCUCUACAAGCUGGAGCAUCUACAUUCGUCAGACUGCCGAGAGACAUUCAACUCAAACGCGCAGUCUUAAACAUCGAGAACCACGACGAGUACUGCUUUCUCUGGUGUGUUGUGGCGGCAACACACGAAGCUCACACCGGACAUCCGGAGAGGACAACAUCGUACCCUCAUUACAGCAGCGUACUUGAGUAUGCAGGUAUUGAUUUUCCUAUUACCCCCAAAGAUAUACCGAAAUUCGAAACGUUAAAUAAUUUAUCAAUCAAUGUAUACGGUAUUGAGUCAGAAUUUAACGGUUUCGGGGAUGAAAAAAGUACUAUAAUACCAUUAUAUUUAAGUGAAAAUUGUAAGUCUGAUGUAAGAAAAAUUCAUCUUCUAAUGGUGCAGGCAAACGUAAAUUUAAAUAUGUCCAAUGAGAAUGAUUUUGAAAAUUAUAAGCCUGUUUAUCAUUUUGCCUUAAUUAAAAAUCUAUCGCGAUUAAUAAAAAGUCAAAUCACAAAGUCACAUUGUAAAUUAUAUUUCUGUGAUAGAUGCUUAAAUCACUUCAAAACAGAAAUAUCUUUCAAUAGUCACAAUGAUGACUGUUUCAAAUUAAAUAAAGUCCGUAUGAAAUUUCCUACUAAUGAAAACAAAAUAUUAAAAUUUAAAAAUUAUCGUAAUAAAGACUCGGUACCAUUUGUUGUCUACGCAGACUUAGAGUGUACACUAGAGCCUCAGGGGGAUGAUGAAAUUCAAAAACAUGUUCCACACAGCAUUGCAUUUUAUCGUCACUGUAAUUAUGACAAUAAUUUGUCAAAAUUUGAAAUUAAUCGAUCAUCUGAUUGCGUAAAGUGGUUUGUAAAUAAACUUGAAAAUUUUGCUAUUGAAGUUGAGCAGUACUUAAAAAAUCCUAUACCUAUGAAACCACUUGACAAACAGCAACAAAAGAGUCAUGAUCGGUCAACUGUUUGUCAUAUUUGCGAAAAAACAAUAGCCUCUGAUAAAGAGAAAUGCUAUGAUCAUUGUCAUUUUACAGGCAACUAUCGCGGACCUGCACACAUCUCAUGCAAUUUAAAUUAUCCGAAAUCCCAUGUAAUACCAGUAGUAUUUCACAAUUUAUCUGGGUAUGAUUCGCAUUUCUUAAUUAAAUCAUUAGCAACAGUUUUUGGAGAUUCAUUUAGAUUCAUGGCAUCAAGUUUAGAAAAAUUAGCAUCUUAUCUUGAUGAUGACAAUAAAAAAAUUACAAGACUUCAUUACCCAGAUCCGGAAAAAUUUCAAUUAGUUACUCGCAAGGGUGUAUUCCCGUAUGAAUACAUUACAAACAUUGAUAAGCUUAAUGACAAACAGUUGCCCGAUCAAAACUCAUUUUUUUCAAAAUUAUCCAAUACUGGUAUAACUGACGAUAAUUAUGCAUUUGCUCAACUUGUCUGGAAUAAAUUUAACAUCAGUACAUUAGGUGAGUACUCUGAUCUAUAUCUCAAGACUGAUGUACUACUCUUGGCCGAUGUAUUUGAAAAUUUCAGACAAAGUUGUUUAAAUAAUUAUAACUUAGACCCGCUGCACUAUUAUACAGCGCCUGGAUUAGCUUUCGAUGCAAUGCUGAAAUACACAAAUGUGGAACUAGAACUAUUGACUGACCCCGAAAUGGUACUUUUCAUCGAGAAAGGUAUACGAGGUGGAGUGUCUCAGUGUACUAAUAGGUAUGCGAAGGCUAACAAUCGGUACAUGGGUGAUGAAUUUGACGUUAAAAAACCCGAGUCAUACUUGAUGUAUUUUGACGUCAAUAAUUUGUAUGGCGCGGCAAUGAGUAUGCCACUACCCAAAGGCUCAUUUGAGUGGGUAGAUGAAAAUGAUUUAAAUGAUGUAAAUAACUUCGUAAAUACCAAUGACACUGUAGGAUAUAUUUUAGAAGUAGACUUGCACUAUCCACAAGAGCUACAUGAGCUACACAAAGAUUUACCAUUGUGCCCUGAGCACUUUUUACCGCCGGGUAGCAAGUCUACUAAAUUAUGUACAACUUUGCAUGAUAAAAAUAAAUAUAUAAUACAUUGUGAAAAUUUGAAACAAUGUUUAGAUUUAGGAAUACAGUUGAAAAAAAUUCAUCGCGCACUUAAAUUUGAGCAAUCCCCAUGGCUAAAGACAUACAUCGACAAGAAUACAGACUGUAGGAAGGCUGCCCAAAAUGAGUUUGAGAAGAAUUUUUUCAAACUCAUGAAUAACGCAGUCUUCGGUAAGACUAUGGAAAAUGUUAGGAAACACAAAGAUGUUCAAUUAGUUACUAGAUGGUCUGGUCGAUAUGGUGCAUCAGACUUCAUUUGCAAACCUAACUUCCAUAGUCUUACUAUCUUUGACAAAGACAUGGUUAUAGUGGAAAUGAAAACAACCCAGGUAUAUUUUGAUAAACCUAUUUACACUGGGUUCGCGAUUUUAGAUUUAUCAAAAAUAUUUAUCUACGAUUUCCACUAUAACUAUGUCAAACAAAACUUGACAAAUCAACAAUCUAAGUUGAUGUACACGGACACUGACAGUUUAAUUUACCACUUCACAGUACCAGACAUCUACGAAAUCAUGAAACGUGAUAUUUCAAAAUUUGAUACGUCGGACUACCCACCUCUAAACUCAUACAAUAUGCCACUUGCCAAUAAGAAGGUCCCAGGUCUGAUGAAAGAUGAGAAUAAUGGGAAAAUUAUGACUCAUUUCAACGGACUUAGGGCCAAGCUAUAUGCAUACAAAAUUUUAAAUGAUGAUGAAACGAAAAAACGAGCAAAGGGAAUCAAAGGUCCGACGUUGCGAACUAUCACGUUUGAUGAUUUCGAUAGAUGUCUUCACGAUCACAUUAACUCGACGAAAAAACAGUACUUAAUUAAAAGUUCUAAACAUGACGUGACGACAGUAGCACAGUACAAAAUUGCCUUAAGCUGGACAGAUGACAAACGACAACUUUUGGAUGACUCAACUGACACAUUGCCAUGGGGAUUCAAAUCAAAUGAUAACGAUAAAAAUGAUGAUGAUAACGAUGAAAAUUUUUAA